Molecule: messenger RNA, 3118 nt
Organism: Cuscuta campestris
Lineage: Eukaryota; Viridiplantae; Streptophyta; Magnoliopsida; Solanales; Convolvulaceae
Source: the annotation of a GenBank genome assembly
CGUUCCGGGUGAACCUCGCCAUCUCCGGACCGAAAUCCAUCUGUUCAUCGUUCUUCUCUCUUUCCGCGAAGAAAAUCAAGCAAUAAAGAUGUUGGAGAAGAUCGGUUUGCCUCCGAAGCCGUCGCUCAGAGGCAACAAUUGGGUCGUCGACGCCUCCCAUUGCCAAGGUUGUUCCUCCCAAUUCACCUUCAUCAAUCGCAAGCAUCAUUGUCGAAGGUGUGGUGGCCUGUUUUGCAAUAGCUGUACCAAUCAAAGGAUGUCAUUGCGUGGUCAAGGCGAUUCCCCAGUAAGGAUUUGUGAUCCCUGCAAAAAGUUAGAGGAAGCUGCACGGUUUGAAAUGAGACAUGGACACAAAAGAGCUGGAAAAGGCAGUUCAAGACAUACACCUAAUAAGGACGAUGAAGUUUUACAAUCAAUCUUAUCUGGUGACAGACUUCCUCAUGAUCAGCAACCGACCUGUAUUGCUUCAUCAUCAUCUUCUCUCAGUCAAGAUUUCUCCACUAAGGAUGUGCUGAUGAAUGAGACGGCAAUCAUCAAUACUCCUGAAGAAUUGCGCCAACAAGCUAUGGAUGAGAAGAAAAAGCACAGAACUUUAAAAGCAGAAGGAAAAUCGGAAGAAGCCUUGAGAGCCUUUAAAAGGGGGAAAGAGCUGGAGAGACAAGCUGCAGCUUUGGAGGUGCAAAUUAGGAAAAAUCGCAAAAGGUCUUCUUCGUCUUCCAGCAACAUGUCAGAUGAAUCCAAUGGACCCGUUAGUAAAAAACAGGAUGAUAUUGUUUCGGAGCUAAAAGAAAUGGGUUGGUCUGAUAUGGAUAUCUAUGAAACUGAUAAGAAACCAACAACAAUGAGUCUGGAGGGUGAAUUGUCUGUUCUUCUUCGAGAAGUAUCUCAAAAACCAAAUACAGGGAAGAGAAUCCAAGCAUCUGAUAAGUCCCAAGUUAUUGCACACAAGAAAAAGGCUCUAGAAUUCAAACGUGAAGGGAAACUUGUUGAGGCCAAAGAGGAACUAAAGAAAGCUAAAGUACUCGAAAAGCAAAUUGAGGAACAGGAAUUCCUGAUGGAUUGUGAGGAUUCCGACGAUGAUGAAAUCUCUUCACUGAUUCGUAGUUUAGGCUCUGCUGAUACACAAGAGCUUUCAAUGGGAGGAGCAAACUUUGUAGGCUCUAACAGCUUUGACUUUGACGACAUUCUUUCUGUUCAUGAUGAUCUUGGUGGGGAUCUCAAAGUGACUGAGGAUGACAUGGAAGACCCAGAAAUGGAAGCCACCUUAAAAUCACUGGGCUGGAGUGAGGAGGACAAUCCAGAUCAUGCUGAUAAUAGAGAAGCAAAACACAGCGAAGUUCAAUCUUUGAAAAGGGAAGCUCUCAUGCAGAAAAGGGCAGGUAAUACUGCAGAGGCAAUGGAGAUGUUAAAGAAGGCAAAGAUCAUUGAAAAAGAGCUUGACGGCUCUCUAAUGGUUCAGAGUGGCCUUAAAACAAAAGGCAAUGAAUCUAAAACAGUACCGAGAAACAAAUUGAUGAUCCAGAGAGAGCUUCUUGGCUUAAAGAAGAAUGCUCUUGCCCUGAGAAGGGAAGGUAGGUUGGAUGAAGCAGAAGAAGAACUUAGAAAGUGUAAGGUUCUAGAGAACCAGCUAGAAGAAUUUGAUAAUAAAACUCAGAUUGGGAACGAUGACUUCAUUGUAGACAAUGAUAGUGGUGGGGACGACGUAACAGAUCUAGACAUGCAGGAUCCAAAUUAUCUUUCGGUUCUAAAGAACUUGGGUUGGCAGGAGGAUGAAGAAGACACCCAAAAAUCCACAUCUAUGUCUCAGGUUCAAAAACCCACCGGCAAAUCUAAAAGAAGUAAAGUUGAGAUCCAGAAAGAACUUCUGAGCUUGAAAAGAAAGGCUCUUGCUUUGAGACGUCAAGGAGAAUCAGAGCAAGCAGAUGAAUUACUGGAAACUGCUAAAGAAUUAGAGGCCGAAUUAGUUGAGACCGAAUCUUCAUCUCUCAAAAGAGUAGCAUCGGAAUCUAAUGCCCAAAUAGAGCCAAAUAUUGUUGAGUCUCCCCUCAUGAAUUUGAGUUCCAAUACUCAAUUAGAUCCAAAGAGUGACACCGCGGAUGACAUGGGAUUGGGGAUCUCGAAUAAGAAUGUUCCAGAAAAUAAACCAAGCGAGAUGGUCAAUGCCGAUAAGAUUCCAUCCAACUCUCUGCAUCAAGAGAUUCUUGCACAUAAGAAGAAAGCAGUUGCCUUUAAGAGGGAAGGGAGGUUGACAGAAGCUAAGGACGAACUUCGGCAGGCAAAAGCACUGGAGAAACAUUUGGAGGAAGAAACUGUCGAUUUUUCUGGUCCCGAUGCCUCCCCAUCUUCCGAACCUACCCCUGGUGACACAAAACCUUUAUCCGGACGUGACCGUUUUAAACUGCAGCAAGAGUCUCUCAACCACAAAAGGACAGCAUUCAAGCUGCGAAGGGAAGGCCGGGCAGAAGAGGCUGAUGCUGAGUUCAAAUUAGCAAAGGCAAUCGAGGCUCAACUGGAGGAAUCUGGAACCGGGUCAUCAUCGGGUCACGGAUCCGGACCCACAGAAGGUGGGAUCCACGUUGAGGACUUUCUUGAUCCUCAGCUUUUGUCCGCCUUGGCAGCCAUUGGAAUCUCAGAUGCUUCUGUUGGAUCCCAAGGUCCCGAAAUGAUUGAGGAUGAUGGUGGGCCCCAUGGCAUUCGAGGACCAGAGUUGAAAAAGCCAGUCGCCGAUAUGGUUGACAGCGCUGCUGAAGAGAAGACAGAGUUGGAGAAGAAGAUUAAGGAAGAAAAGAUGAAGGCAUUAAACUUGAAACGUUCCGGAAAGCAUGCAGAAGCAUUGGAUGCCCUUCGCCGGGCCAAACUCUUUGAAAGGAAGUUAAAUUCCUCAAAUUCGUAACGCUGAUGCUGCAACUAAGGGCGUGUUUGGAACUUGACUUUUCAUAUGAAUUUCGGUUGGUUUAACCGGAAAAACAGCCAAAUGGGGAGUGUUUGGCUCUAGACUGUAGUGUAAGAUUCAUCCACAGUUUCAUUUUUUGUUGUAUUAUUUGGGGAGGAAAGAAAUGUUGGGCUUUUUCUUUCUCAUAGACACAAGAAUCUUGUAAAUUAAAGAGUAGAAAUCCCA